Molecule: messenger RNA, 1543 nt
Organism: Mercurialis annua (annual mercury)
Lineage: Eukaryota; Viridiplantae; Streptophyta; Magnoliopsida; Malpighiales; Euphorbiaceae
Exons: 8
Coding region: 120-1205 (361 amino acids)
Molecular function (GO): Hsp90 protein binding
Source: RefSeq, a predicted model, not a curated record
GGCCUUAACAAUUAAACCCUCACAAAAUCAGCUCUCCAGUAUCUUCUGCCUCCUCAACAAAACACAGUUCAGUUUACUUAUGUCCGUUGGCGACUAAAGCAGAGCUUAGUUAUAAAAAAAUGGCGCUAUGGUUAGAUGCAGGCUCUGAACCCAAAACAGAAAGUGAAAUAGCUGACCUUCAAGGUAUCAACGCCAUUAAAGAGUCUGCUGCUCUUGAUUUUAAGGAGCAAGGUAAUAAGUAUGUAAAGAUGGGUAAAAAGCAUUAUUCUGAUGCUAUUAACUGUUACACAAAGGCAAUUGAUCAGAAAGUUUUAAGUGACUCUGAAGUUUCCAUUCUUUAUUCAAAUAGAGCUCAUGUUAAUAUAUUGUUGGGAAAUUAUAGACGUGCUAUUACUGAUGCUGCAGAGGCAAUUAAACUGUCUGAAAAUAAUAUUAAGGCACUAUAUCGAGCUGCCAAAGCAUCGUUGUUAUUGAAUUUGUUGACUGAGGCAAAAACUUAUACUGAAAAUGGACUAAAGCAAGAUCCAGAUAAUGAGGAAUUUAAAAAACUUGCUUGCCAGAUAAAUACGUUGAAGAUGGAACAGGAUAAGCGCGAGGCUGAAGUUUCUAUUGCUGUAUCGAAUGCUAAGGAUGUUCUCUCUGCUAUUGAAGCUAGAGGCUUGAAGAUUGGAAAGGCAAUGUUUCGAGAACUUAUUGGAUUAAGGAAACCAGAAUUGGAUAAAAAUAAAAUCCUUCAUUGGCCAGUUCUUCUUUUAUAUCCCGAAGUUAUGUCCAGUGACUUUAUUGAAGACUUUUGCGAGAUUGACAUGUUCUCGUCUCAUCUUGAUAUGAUGUUUUCAGAAAAUUCUCCAUCAUUACCAUGGGAUUCUGAAAACAAUUACACCCGUGAAGCUAUUGAACUUUACUAUGGGUCUGGCUCUGGAGUUUGCCUAUCAAAGUCAAAAAUUCUUCAUUAUCUAGUCGAAGGGACUGCCGGUGCUAACUUAGAAAUUGGAAAUGAAGAAAAGGAUGCGCUUGAAGAUUCUCUUUAUGAAAACUCGGAAGGCUCUUCAAAAUGGGUAAAAGUCGAUGAAAAGAAAAAUCUACUCGAUGUUUUGAAAAAACCCGACUUCAUCAUCUCGGGAAUUCCAGUUUUUUAUGUUGUUUCGAAAAGCUCAAGUUUCUAUAGAACAUUCAUAACUGGUAAAUGGUCUCUUCCAUCAUGAGAAGAUUGUGUAGUAUGAAACAACAGCAUGAACAUGGUUAUCUUCUCAAGCGAGUAUUACAAGAAAAUUAUUGAUGACGCGUGGAUAUAGGAGUUAAUUUGUAAGAAAAACAAACUCUUAAGGACCUCAAGCAUCUUAUCGAGUUCAGGAGGCCUCCACUCCACUGUUGGCGGCAAGCUAUUUUGUUGUUCAGGUUAUAUUGAGAUUCUUCACUGUAUCAUAUACGCUUGACAUUUUUCAAACGCCGGUUUGCAAAUAUUAACUAAACAAAAAGAAAAACCUUUCGGGUUGUUUUUAUUUCCGUUUUGAUUUGUCAAAUUAGCAAAUCUGUUUGAUCA